Lymnaea stagnalis (great pond snail) is the source of this 13070-nucleotide messenger RNA. NCBI's taxonomy places the organism in Eukaryota, Metazoa, Mollusca, Gastropoda, Lymnaeidae. The record is from the annotation of a GenBank genome assembly.
UCUCAACUUAAAUAUAGCAAUCACGUGAUACGUAAACCAGAGAAAUGGCCGAGAUGCGUUUUGACAAGAUUUAAUAUAGGCUAUAAUUAUAGUAAUUAUACUGUAAUAGUAAAGGUGUCUUACCACUCUUAAAUUUAAAUUAAAUUUUGCUUCACCAAAAGAAAAGCUGAUGAUCUAGUUAAUUUGAGAUUAAUAUGUUAUGAUGAAUGUAGCUGUAAGGAAUCUCUGGGUCAUUAAACUGCCUUCAGGCUCUAACUCUAACAAAUCUGUCGUCCUACACACCAGGCAAGUUUUUUGUGGGAAUACUCCAAUACGGAUUAAGUGUGGACUGUGUGUCCCAUCCUGAUGUUAACACUUAGUGACGUAGAUUUGAGUAGAAUAGCUUACUUUUUUUCUAGAUCAAGAUCGAGUUUUCCUCGAGGAACUCAUUUUACUGUCUACUGAGACUAGUGAGACUGAACUGACAAGUAGUACUCAAGUACUGAGACUGUGAUUCAUGACAUAUUGUUACAAUGCAUGAAUUCAUAUUAAUUAUUAUGAUAUGAUUAUGAUGGUUGCAAAAUGCCCCUGAAAAACUGCAAACAUUGACUUUAACUUUGACACUUAGAUUUCUUACAUUUACUAAUCAGACUAACUAAUGGCCCCAAAUGGGACUAAUCACUAAUGACUGAUACCAUAAAUUUUUAAGUUCUAAUUUAGUGUGUAAAAUUGCUUUUAAAGUUGUUCUUAUUACCAAAUUUACAAGAUGGGCUUAAGAAUUUUGAGACCCACUAUGACAUAAUCCACAACAAUUAUCAAAAUGUAUUAAUCAUGUUGUCAAAAAAAAAUUAAACAUUCUUAUUCGGUUGGAAUAGCAACAUUGCUGAUCUCUGAUGCUCUCAAGUUUACUUAGACUUAGUGACCAAGGGGUUGUUCGCAAAUUACAUCAUGCAAAAAAUGACCUUUCAGACCCCACCCUCCCCCCCGUCACAAAUCCUUAACUCCCCACUAAUAAGUGUCACGUCACACCUAAAGAACAAUUCUAAACAUACAUAAAAUUUUCAUAACUAAACUAAGAUUCUUUAACAUUUUCCCAUAAUUGAUUAAGAUGUAGUAUUAGAAAACUGUGACGUAAAGCAGAAAACAAUGAGGUCCUCUCCGAGCUGAAUGUAAACAGGUAUUGCGUCAUUUUUUGAUAUGUACAGAAGGUGUGCACGACUGAGUUUCACGGUAUCUAUAAUACCAGAGACAAUUUUGACCUCAAAUUAAUGUUUUCAAAAUUAAUUGAAUAAAGAUUUUUCAAAAUUAGAAAAUUUCAGAAUUUUUUUAUUUUGUGACAUCAUAAAUUUUUUGACCACCCCCCCCCCCCCCCCGGUCACAAAUUCUACCCCCCCCCCCUUUCCCCUAAGCAUUACAUAAUUUGCGAACGACCCGUAAAUUAGUGUAAUGUUUUUAACAUAUGUAGCUCGGCAGGCGGCCCUUUUACUAAACUGUGUCAUGUACUUUGACCUCAGGGUUAUAUACUACACGGCAUGAAAGCUGUUACUUUCAUCGCAUAUAAUGCUUAGAUUAGGGAAAACCGCAAUUUGCGCUUUGGGAUAAGUUUAAUGAUUUAUUUCUCUGAAACCCUUGGGUAUUAUUUUAUAAAUUAUAUCUUGUUGGAAAGGGGAUUUUAUUAUCUUUACAAUUAUAUAUUUGAAAGAUUUUACACUCAGCUAUGAGGAGUACCAACACCUUCUUUAUAAAAUAUCUAUUAACUUGUACAAAUUCUAAAGUGUGUCUUGGAUAGUUGAGACAUGAUGCAUACGGAUACAUAUAGGUCUUUAGGGUGUUGGUUCAGGAUUUUAACUGUUAUUCAGGUUGGAGUUGAUAGGAAUAGUCAUUUCACCACAGGAAAUCUGCAGGCAAGUAGUAGAGCGCCUUGGUCUCUAUACUUUUAUGUUAGCUUUCACAUCUCACACUGGUUCUCAAUGUUAGAUGGUGUACUUGCUACGAGAUAGACCAUGCAACGUGAUUUAGUUUAUAAUUGGACAUUUUUACAAUAUAUCAUUUUAAUUUCCAUUUGUAUAACAUUUGCAUUAUUAGUUGUAAAUUGUCAUAAUCUGUAAUUACAUAGUUAUUUAACAUGUUUUUUGUUAGCUGUGUAAUUCAAUGUUAGUCAGGGCAUUAACCUGUAAUAUUUGGGUCUAUUCAGGUAUUGUCGUUUUUCUUCAGCCUUUUUCUUUGGACUUUUUCUUUAGAUUUUGCUUUGUCAUAGUUUAUGGAACCAAAUAAAGUUAAAGUCCUGAAGACCUGAAUUUUUGAGUGUAUAUUUUAAAACUGUCUUCUGUCCUAUCACCACCACACAGUUACACAUAGAUUACUAUUUUUGCCAGGCCUGUUUCUAGGUGUUUAACCAUGUUUUGUCGCCCUAGGCGAGAAUUAAUAAAAGACGCCCUACCCUUUUACUAUUUAUUAUUAUUAUUAUACGUGGUUUUAUAUAGCGUUGUACCCCAGCCUAAGGCUACGCUCACCACGCUGUACAAACAAUUUAACAAACAUGAUCAAAGAACUUAAAAAAUUAAUUGACAUACAUUAAUUAAAUAAAACAAAACAAAUGUAUAUUUAAAACUAUUUACAUCUCAAGCUAUGGACGACACUCAGUACCAUCGUUUUUUGGUCAGAGGUGGAAAUCGGUCAGGAUAGUAGAGAUUAAAGAGAUGUGUUUUGAGUGCAGUUUUGAAGGUUGUGAUGUUCGGUAUAAUGCGGAUGUGUAAUGGAAGAGAAUUCUAUUGUUUGGGGGCACAUCACUCUCUCCCCCCUGUCACCCAGGAUAGAAGAAUUAAUGCAUUAUAAAUAAAAAUAACUUGUAUUCAACAGCAAAAAUAUCAUUUUAAUUUAUUUUUCCUCCAUUUAAUUUUUUUCCUCCAAAUUUGCUGCAUUGUUCCGCUGUUUAAUUUAAAAAUAAUUUUUUAAACUCUUUUUCUGCCCCUAAAAUUUUGUCAGCCUAGGCAGCCGCCUAGUCUUGCCUAAUGGUAGCAACGGGCCUGAUUAUUGCUUACUCAAUUUGUGAAAUGUACUUUUCUUUGUGAGUAGAAAAUUUCCCCUUGCUGAAAAGAAGGACAAGCUACUAAAUGGACAGUUGCAUGUGCCUGUUCCUCCUGCUUCUCAAUUGGUCCAAAUACUAGUUCAGGAACUUGCCCAAGCCCAGAGUGUAUCUCAGGUAUAUUGUUGUUUUUCUCAAAUUUUAUGGGUUACAUUAAUUAGCAUUAGGCCAUGUCUUGCGUACACAUGUUAAAGUAUAGGGAUUAAUUUAUUUCUCAGUGUCUUUUAAAGUCACGGAAUUAAAGGCAAGGCUACAAACAAUUUUUUUUCAGUUUGUUCCCAGUAGAGAUCGAUGUGAUUUACAGAUCCAGAAACCAGUUCAUCAGAUCACCACUGAUCAAGGAAUUUUGUGGCCUAUAGUUGCAUUUGAAAGGGUAAGGACAAUUUUAAGAAUUCCAAAUUUCUUUCAGCACAUUGCUGACAGUGUUAACCACCAGAUAUAUGGACACAUCCACUUCGGAAAUAAUUCAUGUUAAAUUGUGACAUGAAAAGUUUAUGAUGAAAAGGUACCAGGCAUUUGUUCUUUUUAUUAUCACAGGCUGGUAUACUUUACUGCUGUCUUCCAGUUGUAGAUGGGAGGGAUGUCCAUCUUGAUGAUAUCACAAAAACUCCAAUUAUAAAUAUGUAGGUAUGCUAUUUAAUUAAAUAAUCCAUGGGUUUAUGCAGAUGAAUUAUAAACAUCUGGGAAAUAAAGCUUUUUAAAAAGCAAAGAAUUUUGUUUUAAGCAUCCUAGAUUAACCGGUACGACACAAUCUGUUUAUGCCUAUAGUAUAUUUUUAAUCCCCUGGUGUAUCCUACUAGUCAAGGUCUUUUAUCUCCUCUCUAAGAAAAGCUUAAUUAUGUCUAAAAUGUCCAUUCCACUUGGCUAUUCACCAAUAGUAGGGAAAGACUCUGGAGGAAUUUGAACCCAUUCCCCUUGGUUGAAAUUGAAAGGCAGACAAUGAUACCCUUGAACCUCAGUGCUGAUGGCCAUGAUGGCCAGAGGUUUAUUAUGUUAGACACAAAAAAACAACAACAAAACUAAAUAUUCUGGCUGAAAGCUAUUUAAAUAUAAAUAAAUUUUUACCAAACUAAAGACGGGGCAAGAAGUAAUGUCAGUGCCAAAAUUGAUUUGACAAUCAGCUGCAUUUAUGUGACAUAUGACAUCAGCCAUAUUUGAGUAUUUCCUACCUAAAACUCUAAAGAAAAUGGAAAAACUCUAAGUGCAUAGUAUAAUAUUUUACUGCAGCUAAAUUGAAGUUUGUGGUACUGUUCCUUUAAAAUAAAUAUCUGCAACUUAAAAUAACCUGUUGAAGCCCAAAUACAUUUGGCGAUCCAUCCCCGGGGGGGGGGGGGCAUGAUCCUCCACUUGGGAACCAUUAUCCUAGAGUUAGAGAUUUGCUUAAAAGAAUUUACAUUUAUAAUACUUAUCUGUUUCUAUUUAAACAACUUGUCCUUUUUUCACUUUAUACAAUUCCAGUCCCUCUGUUUCCCUUGGAUUUGCCCUGCUCGGAGCUGUUGCUGAGUUUUUAAAAGUACCCAGUCAAGAGGUGAGAAUGUAAAUGUAAAGUUAAGUUGCCAUUCAGAACACCAAAGCUGCUUGUUGGUUUGAUGAUGUUGGUUUUAAAUAUGUUGGCAGGAAAGUGGUGGUGGGGCGAAUUUUGGGGUGGAGUGGAUCCAUAUUAGAGUUUGCAGAGUUGUGUUGGAGAAAUUAUAAAUGAAACUUAUGAUCCUACAGCUACCACUUCAUGUUUACGAGUAUGACUAAACAAAAAGUGUCUCCUAACUCAAUGGCUCUAUAUUGCUGACACAGUUGUAUGAUUUUUUUAUCUCCCUAACUGGGCCUUGUGCAUCCAACCAUCGUAAGCCUUCACACAUGUAGUAUUCUUAAUCUUAAGAUUUCUCCACAAUUUUUAAAUGAUCAGAAGAGAAAAAAAUAAUUUUCCAAUUAAAUAAAAAUUCUUGUUUUCUUAUAGUAAAGGUGUCUAUAUUUGAGUUUAAGGAUUUCUUACGUCUUUAUGUCUUUGUAUAAAACUUUAUGUUAGGAUUUUUUGUUGAGUUUAUCUGGUGUAUCAUGUAGUAAAAAAAAUAUUUUUUUUUCUUUUUUUUUUCUUUAAAGCAAUAAUAUUAAUAUAUAACAUAAAUAAUUUCAGUUACCUGCAAGGCUUGUAGAAUUGCCAGCCUUUAUAAAUGAAGCAGCACCAUUUGGUAUUCUAAGAGAUGGCUCAGCUGAGAACAUAAUCUCCAGACUUGCUGAUAAGCCAUGUGCCAUCUCCAAGACACAGAAAGUAAGAUAAAAAUGACCUUUCAACUCUCCACUCAAUAUAAAACUGAGCUAAUAUUUUAAUUGUCUUUGAAAGGAAAAAAAAAAAAAAAAAAUGGCUCCACAUUAGAUGUUUAUCGAGGAAUUAUUUUACUGGUGCAAACCUUGUGACGGGCAUCAAGAAAUAUAUAUAUAUACAGGAUACAUUAUUUGUAGAAAUUCUUCAUGGAAAGAUGAGUUAUUUAUGACCACUCUUGUUAUUCUCAUGGUCUUGCAUAUAGAAACACAUUAAAGCUCAUUUUAGCUCCACCUUCAUCUUUCAACAAAUUUAUGCUUCCAGAUACCUGCAUGGAAGUCAUCUAGUUUCAAGGGGAAACCAUCCUUGCAGCUCAGUGUGACAGAAUAUAUUAAUGCAUCACAGGUAUCAUUUGCUGUUCUAAAACUAAUGUCAUGGUACAGAUGUAACGGCCACUUGUCUUUGUUAUGUAGGUGCAACUGCUGUCAUGUGUGUUACAGAUAAGAUAUCAGCCACCACAAAUUAUUUAAUUUAGAAGCAUGAAAGCACUGGGGGGGAAAAAUGGAUUAUCUAACUUUAAGCAACAUGGUGAAUACCAAUUUAUGCAGCAUGUUAUCCUGUCUAGAUACAUUUGUUAUUGAUAUCAUUUCGUUAAAAAUAGGAUUGACUUUGCCUAAAAGUCAGUUUCUAUACUUGGAAAAUAAAAUAUGAUAAAUUCGACACUAGGGAUUACAAAAAUAGAUUACUUUUUUUUUCAAUUAAUCCUCCUCUUAGGACAGGUUAGAAUUAAAUUAUUACAAUCUUUGUCUGGUUGUUAAUAUAAGCCGAUGAAUUCACAAAAUAAUUAGAGUGUUCAAAACUAUUUAGUAAGAUAAGAAUGUUUAUUUAUAAUUUUAAUGUUACAUUAUUGUAUUCUUUUUAAGCAAAUUUGAGAUACUUUUAAGACUUAAAGAAUUAAGACAGCAGUUAAUGUGUGAUGUUUUAAUUUAUUUUUACCCACAGUGCGCCCAAGAAACCUGGCAUGACAGCUCUCAAGUAUUUGGUUCAGUGAAUUGUCGUGCAGAAUUCGAAGGUGCGGUGACCGACAUCACAGUCAAUCUGUCUCACCUGGGAGAUGGGCUGGACAUUCCCCUAGAUCUGCUCUUGCUGCAUCCCUGUGUGCAGAGGGCAGAUUGGCAGGACCUGGGUGAGUUAUUUUUAUUGACCUUUGACCUCAUUUAAGAGGAUCCGGCUGAGAAAUAGUUGACCACACAAUUGAGAGGAUCUGUGACAAUUCAGGAACAGAAUUAAAAAAAAUAAAUCAUAUGGCGUACAGUAAGUGAGACUGUUGCAGUAAUAAAUGUAAACUGGUCAGUAAAAUAAUUGGCAUUGCACUCUUGAGGAAUCCUAAAUGAUAAUUUACAAAAAAGUCAGCUUUAAGCCUGUAAUUAUUUUACACUGUUUUAAGAUUGUUGACUCAUGGUUUUUGUCCACUCAAAUCAGAAAACGUUUGCCCUAAUGAACAGUUAAACUCCAGGCAAAGCUCAAAAUAUAUCAAGUGCUUCAAUGUAUAAUUUUUUGUGAGGCUAUUUUGUUAUUCUCAAUUUUUUAAAUUUCAUUUUGGGCAGAUAAAUGUCUCAUUUAAUAUUUUUCCCCCUCAAAUGUCACAAUUUUAAAGCAGAAUCAAAUCAUGAUACCAGAUUGGCACCAAGGAGGAUUCGCUUUUCUCCUCCUGCAGAGAACUUCACCAUUUGCCAUUACACAGUUAAGAAACUUUUGGAGCUGCCAGUCUUUGGUGUCUAUCAAAUGAAGGUGAAAACUUUUGACUUUAAAUGGUAUUUUGCUUGAGUCUUCAUGACAUAGUUGAGUUGACUUCUUUAGGAAUUGUAUUUAUUAUAAGUAAUUCCUUUAGUUUUAGCAAAAUUUGGUUUGGGGGGGGGGGGUGGGUGGGUGGGGGAGGGCAUAAUGAGCUUGGUACAAAGCUCGACGGCUCGCUGACGCCAUNGGCAAAGCUCACCAAGCUUCAAAUAAAAAAUAGCAAAAAAAAAAAAAAAAGAAACAUGACAUUAAUAAUAGUUACAUAAAAUUAUUCAUUUAAAAACAGCAGUGUAAAAAUAUUGACCUCACCCACCCAAGUACUAUAGACCCGUGUCUAUCCAUGGACGGCACCCAGCAGCAUCAAGCAUUGUUUAUCGGUCAGACGGUGUGAGAAUGAGCUGGAUUAGUAGAGUUUGAAGAGAUGUGUUGAGUGCAGUUUUGAAAGCUUGGAUCGUACCCUCUUUUGGUCUGAAUAUAGGCCGCUACUGAAUAAAAGCCACACACUGAGUUACCAUUGUUCAUAUAUACCAGCAUUUAAAAAUAUUUUUUUUUGAAACAUUGCCUGUUGGCUGCACACUUCGGUUUAAAGACUUAAAUUGUUGGGAACAAGUGAAUCAUAUACACGGAACAAUAAGGAACUACUUGUCCUUGGGGGAUAUGAGACCACCCUGACUAUUACUUGGUGAGCCUUGAGUAUGUCAAAAUGAAGCCAUGCUAACUAUUUUCAGCCUGAAGACACACGAGCAUCCAUCACUGUACAGUUAAAGUUGAAUGACCAGAUAAAGAACAAUUUUGAAUACUGUGAAUUGCACAUUCCAUUUUAUACCAGGUAAUUGAUCUCAUUACUCUUAUCCAGAGAAAUAAACACUAAAAAUUUAAUAUUAAGAGAAGUGUUAUUUUGUAGUGGGGAAAAAGGAAAUGUGUUUCUCAUUAUAUAUUUUGAGAUUAAAGAGGUAGAUGCUGUUGGUCACAAUCAGUUAUUAAUUCUUCAUAGUUUUUUUUAUACAAAUUGUUAACAAACUUAAGAAAAACUAAUGUUAUCUCUUUAUUCUCUGAAGUAGAUAUAAGUCGGGCUUUUAUUUGUUAUACUUUUUAGGGAGUGAUCAUUUUAAUUUUACCCUAGUUCAUCCAGUAAUUAACAUUUUAUUUGUUUUAGGGCCCCUAUAUUGUCUUUUGAGGGAACACCAACUCAAGGCUCUGUGAUGCUGUCCAGUAAUAAAAAAGAAAUUGUGUGGAAUAUCGGCAAGAAAUCUUUUCCAUUUCUUUAUUACAAUAAAAUUGACUAUACGUGGUAAAAAUAGAAAAAGGGCAACUGCAUUGACCCCUUCCUGCCUAAUAUGUUGCACAAUUACAUUUAUUGCCUCAUUUAGGGUGCACAGCAACCUUACUACCAAUACAGAUGACUAUUUAAAGUAAAUGCUUGUCUUGAAGAAAGUCAUUUUUUUUCUUGUAGAGAAAUGUGAAUGUCUCUCUGAUCCUUCAUUGCUGAGUUAGUUUAAUAGCAAGCUAAGAUAUGAGAUUUUUGCUGUCAUUUAUUUAGAAUCUAUUGAAAUUGAGUGAUCCCUUCAUUGGAGAAUGCAGAUCGAUUCCUUGGUUGAUGAUCCUUUCUUUUUAAAAAAAUGUUUAUUACAAUUUAGCACUAUUGGUCAUGAAAUAACACAUCCUUAAAAAUUGAAGCAUAUCCCGAGGAAAAGUAAACAGUUAGACUUAAAACUGUACAGGCAUUUUGAUUCUGAAUUUUUUAAAGUUACAAUUUUAAAGUGAUUUAUGCUUAGCUAUCGAUAACAAUUAUCUAGUAAAAAGUGAAUAUGUGUUAGAAUUUUAAAAAGCCCAACGAUAAUAUUUUGAUUCUCUUAAAACCAAACUUUAACCACAGAUCUAGAGCUACAGGCCUAACUAAUUAAAGACGGUUCCAUUCAGAAUAUCUGGUUCACGCCAGAAUAUACAUAAAAUUAUUAAUUAAUUUAACAUUUAAUUUCUAAUCAUUGGAAAGUUAAAAAAAAAAAAAAAAAAAAAAAAAAAAAAAAAAACCAAAAAAAGGUAGCCACUAAUCUUUAGCAGAAAGAUCCUUACGACAACUAAGUCCUGUGUUAGUGAAUUACUGAAGUUAUAAUUUUUAAAAAAAAGAAAGAAACAGUAGGGUAUAAAAAUGUUAUGUGGAUGAAAGAAUUGAAAGCACAGUAAAGAUUUUAUCUAUACGCAAGUUAAUUUACAUGUGAACAAAUUUACAGUACCGGCAAUUUAAACACCUUCAACACUCCAAUCAGUUUGCUGCCACAAGCUUCAAUAAUUGAGAAGCACUUGUAUUUUUCAUGCUUAUUUUAAGUGUUAUAAGUUAAAGGUUUAUUGCGAUUACUUUAUUUCUAUAAUUUAUAUAAAUCCCAAUUAUGAUUUUAAAAUAAGUUUUAUAAUAUAGUUAUGCCCCUUUGAUUAGGCCAAAAUGGAUUACCAAAAACCUAAUCUUAAAUUUUUUUUUCAAUUUAAUUCUUAGAUUAAUUUUAUGAACAUAAAAUUUAAAAUUUCCAUGUAAAGAAAAACUGCCAACCUUCUAACCAUGAUUAUUUAUGCAGGUCAGAAAUUUACAAGUAAAGACCAACAAGCUCUCCUGGCAGCUACAGUCACUUUUAGUGGCACUGAACAGGGUCUUCCUGCCCCUACUGUUGAAGAUGCCUUUUGUAGGGGGAACAACUCAUAUGCUCAGGUUUGUGGUAUGGGGCACUUCACUUCUCUGUCUCAUUUCCAAUCUGGAUUCCGCAUUAACCAUUUAAGGGGAACAACUCAUAUCCCUAGGUCUGUAGCAUGAGGCCAUUCUCUUCUCUGUCUCAUUUCCAAUCUGGAUUCUCCAUCAACCAUUCAAGUCUCCAUUAUCAUCUGUAGUGGCUAAUCCUGUUUGAUGUCUUGGCCAACUAACACUUAAAAAAAUGAAAGCAAAUAAAAGGUUUCAGUUUGCUGUGUGUGUAAACACGAUCUCUCAUUUUUUUGGUUCAACACCCCUCCCUCCCCCCCCUCUCCCCCCCCUCCAUAUUGUGAGUGAACUCCUGCAAGGUCCCCAAGAAAGUUUAAAGAAAUUGAACACAUUUUUUUUUUUUUUGUUUUUUUUUUAAAUUAUGCUUCCAAACAUGAAAUCCAAUCCAAGAGUCUUUAAAAUAUCCAUACCAAAACAUAAAUUCAAUAAAAUAUCUUUAUUAUUAUUGAAAUAAUGACAAUUUUUUAUAUCAAAUGAUGUUCAAAGGAAUUAAGUACUCAUGUCACUUCUUUUGGAGUCCCUGCCCUUAUAAAAAUCCCUGCAGACUUUCAUUGGUUUUAAAAUAAAACAAUUUUAACAUACACCAGCACUUUAUUAAUUGGUUAUAUUAUAGAUAUUCAACUGGUAUUACAUGUCAUCUUUCUGUGUCCUCACCAUACUGACUUCACUCACAAUAAAUCAUAAUAACUCCAAGUUUUACACACACAGCACCUUAUUGAAACACUGAGUCAUCCCAAAUCACAAUAAGACAGACAAUUGGUGAUAAUCACACUCCUUUAAUGAGACCAUAGAAUCCCUGUGAAAGGCACACUUGAUAUACAUUCUGACUCUUUGAUCUAUCUUUCUCUCCCGCUUUGUCGAACAUGGCUGAUCCAUCCUCAUGUCUUUUGUCACAUCCCUUAUUUCUCAUGGAGAUCUUGGAUUAUAUAGAACAGAUUUAAUGAUCUAAAUAGCGAGACAUAAUCCCACAAUAGAUAUUUAUAAUUUUAUUACUCUUUUCUAUUCUUUCUAUGCUUGAGUAGAAUAAUUUGUUGGCAAGGAACAUCAACCUUGUGAUGUCAUUUUUAAAGCAAUGCCUACCUGCUAUAAAAUCAUUCAACACCUUUCAAAUGUUCUCCCUCGACAAUCUUUCUCCAGUUUAAACAGAUUACCAGUUCUGGCCUUUAUUUUGGAUCAAUUUAAGCGUUUGCCAGUGCGUUGUCCCAGCUGAAGCAAACAUCACUGUAAGAAAAAUUACAUUUCUAAACCAAUUGGUCCUAAAACUGUCUCGUUUCGCCUUCAUUCACAGCUGGUGUUUAAAAUCCAGGACUUCACACAUUCUGGCUGCGGUGUGGAUGCCAAAUCCGUUCAAGUUUCACCCACCGCAAAGUUCAAAAUGACCAUCAGUAAAUAUCUUUGACAUUUAAACUGUGUUAAGUAGAGGGUGUGGUUUUGGUAGUUGAAUAGAGGUUCUUGGAGUUCCACUCUUGUGCCAAUUCCUUUUGAUUCUCCAUGUGGGGAUUUAGUGGAGGAAGUUAUUUGGGGGAGGGAAUGAGAUCUGCAGAGGGUAGCUAAAAUAUCCAGCAUUUGAGUUUUGAAUUUAAUUCUGGCUUUGAUGAAGUGAAUUGAUUGAUUCUUGGACUAGAGAAUUCCAUUUGAUUACAAUUCCCUGAGGCAGGGUAUCCCAACCUGCGCUCCACAGAUCGGGCGCAUGCACUACUCAGGGGCUCCGUGGCAGCUUCAGGAACCCCCCUAAACACCAUCAACUUGUAAGACAUUAGGUUAGGUUUGAAGGGGAUCCCCCACUAGAAAUUAUUUCUAAACAGGGCUUCCCGAGUCAAAAAGGUUGGGAACCACUGCACUUGGGAUCUCAUGAGUUAACUUUUAGCUUGAUGAAGCUACCUAGAACUUAAAGUUUCAUGUCACCAAGUAGGUUGUUACCAUUAUUCAUGCUUAAAUUCAUUUGUUUUUAAAAAUUCCAUUGUACAGUCUAUUAUUCAUGUGAAUUAUUCUUUUACAAUUUUUACUUCAUUUCAGGUAGAGAAUAUUCUUCAAUCGACUAUAAGAUUUGGAAUUCUAUUGGGGACGCUCUGACAACACUGUGAACCUUGUAUAUUUGAAAUAAGGGCCAUUUAUUUACUAACCAUAUAAGUUUUAAUAUACAUUAGCCUAAACAGGGGCUUUUUGAUUGCUCUAACGGUGUGUGUAUGUUGGCCAAUGUGAUACAUUCAACAAAGCUGUGAUCUUUCCAUCAAAAGAUAAUUUAUGCUGUAGGCCUGUAGAUGGGGGACUGAGUGAGGAUAGGGUUUCAACAAGUAUUAUUUAAAAACGUAUUUCUUUCAUGGGUUUUGUCAUUUACACCCUAACCCUUUUUUAAAAACAAUCUGGCAAUGCAGCUUUUGCAGAUGUCAAGAAAUAAGGAAAAUUACAAUGAGAUAAAAUAGAUGGACUAUGGCAAGCCUGCUCAACAUACAGUCUGCCAGCCCCUGCUUUCCGGCUCAUGAAGUACAGUAACGAACUAUUCUUUUUUAUUAAUAUUUUCUUAAUAGCUUUCCCCCCUGUCCUAUUUUCUUUCGUCCGGCACAAGUUUUUCAUAAAGUAUUAUGGCCUGCCUUACAUUUUGAAUUGUGCAGGCCUGGAUAUGGUAUUGAAGACAAUUAAUUAUUUAGUGCAGUCCUUUUGGAUUUUCUUUUCUUCAACCCGUGAAUAAAUAUAGACUCCAACACUCCUUACGAUUACAAUUACAUUUAUAUUUAUCAAAUUACUAAAGUUGAUAGGGUAAGAUGGAUGUCCUUUGUCUGUGUAUAUUUUUUAUAGGAGAUGUAACCUUUGCAUUAAUUUAGGAUAAUUUUUGUAAUUUGAAAAAAAGUGGUUGAAGAGCUUGAAAGUUCCCACGGUUUGUUAAAGGGAGGUGUGUUGUCUUGUAGAUACCGAGUUCAUUUUCAACAUCGGUGUGUCGUGCAUCUGUUGUCAUUCAAGUGUCUUAAUCCUAAAUGCAUUGGAUUGAUGCAGAGCAAACAUUGAGCAUGAUUAGAAAUGACGAAUUUUAGUGUAAGAGGAAUGUUUUUUUUUGUCAUUACAAUUUUUAAUCAGAAGAACCGAUGUCCUGAAGUAAAAGGUAGUCGUGAAUACGUUUGUUAAAUUGUAUGUACAGUGAGCCCAGCCCUAAGCUGGGGUACCGCGCUAUAUAAAACCACUAAUAAUAAUAAUAAUGAUAAAUAAGUGAG